AUGGCGACGACUCCACCAACGGUUCCCGAACCCGAGCAGCCGACUCCCACCUCUCCGACUGUCGCUACAACCUCUGCGGUUCUUUUGACGUCCGCGUCUGAAUCGAGUGACGAUGGUAUCCGCUUGAGUCCUGCCGCUGCUCGUCGGUUUGCUCGUCGCAACCUCCGUCGUACAUCACCAACUCCCGAUCUUGUCACAAGCCUCGUUCGACCGCCGUCGCCUGAUGCAAUUUAUUUUGGGGCCCAAGUCGCCCAGCAGGCUCGGCAGGAUAUCAGGAAUAGGCUUGAUGUCUCAUCUGCUUCGGGCUUGUUGAUACCAAAUGUCAACUCGGAUCGCCGUUCCGGGCCCUUGCUGCCGCCCCAUCCUUCUUCCCUCGGCAUCCCCAAGCGAUAUGGUGGAAACGGCAUCUUCGACAUGUACUCCCUGGCAUAUGUCACCGAACCGGACCCCAACCUUCUCUGUCCCAUCUGUCACGAUCCGCUUGUCGACCCCGUGACGACUCCUUGCGACCACACGUUUUGCUAUCUCUGUUUGCGCCAGAGCAUUGACUCAAGUCCGUCUGGCACCGCCUGUCCCAUCGACCGAGAGCCGCUAGCAUGGCCAAACUGCUUUAGUGCACCACGACUUGUGCGCACACAGCUUAACAAUCUCAAAGUCAAGUGCCCAUACCAUGCGAGAGGAUGCAAGUCAGAGGUUCGCCGGGAGGUGGUCGAGAUCCAUGCCACCACAGAGUGUCGGUUCAAGGACUUUACUUGUCCCGGCACCGACUGUGACAAGAGGCUGCGAUCAAAGCCAACAGAUGAUGUCUGCCCUCAUCACGAGACCAAGUGUUCCCACUGCAAGACCUCAUUUGAGACGACCGAUCGGGACUUGCAUCUUCUAGCAUGCCCCAUGAGCAAGACCCGCUGCGAGGGCUGUUGGAAGCUUGUCUAUCGGAGUCAGAUGGAGACACAUCGCGAUCUGGAGUGCGAAGGUGUUGUUGUUAACUGUCCCUAUGAUGAGCUAGGCUGCCCUGCAAGGGCUCUGCGUGGACAGAUGGACAUUCACACCUUGGGUUGCGCAUUUCACCCCGACACUCCAUCCGGCAUGAUAAUCCGAUCUCAGCGGGAACUUAUCCAGUCUUACGGUGACCUCGGACAACAGAUCCAACAAUUAAAUUCCCGCCAGGACGAAACAAGCCGGCGGCUCAACGAGAUCAACUCAUCCCUCAGCCGCCGAGGCACAGAUGACUCCGUAGUAGGAGACAACCGCACUAUCCAGGACCUGGAUGCUGGCUUCGAAGAAGUCCACCAGAAUUUGACCCAUCUCGAGGCCCGGCAAAGUAUGUGGACAAUCAACCAAAUCAUGCCUAUCCGCGAGGAGGUGACUGAACUACGAAAUAAUAUUAACAUGAUCCGAAUGCAUGUUAACUGGCUCCUGAACCGGAGUCGAGAGGAAGGUCGCAUUAGAGCCGCCAACAACUCUGGGUCAGCAUCAACCAUACAGCGAGACAGGUCAAUGGAAGGCCCCCCUACCCGCCGCUACAGCCUAUCCAACACGCUAGGCUCCAGCGCCACACACAGGGGACCAGUCACUGAACUACAGCGCGUGCAGCCUCACCGCCCCGCGUUGGGUGCUGUUCAGAUCCGUGCUAGACGCCUGGCCAAGCUGGGAACUUCGACUCCUGCUUCAACCAAGUCGGACGAGAACAAGGCUCCAGACUCCGAAUCGUCGAACCCGUCACGCACGUCGACGCCGAAGCCGCAGACCACCUCGACCGACUCACCACGAUCCAAGAUCAACAUCACCCCCUCCGCGCCUUCCUCGAGCUCCGCCGCGAACCCCUUCACCAAGCUAGUGGCCAGGACUGAGAACCAGAGCGAGCCGUCAAGCUCAACAGGUAGCUUCCGUGUGAAUCGUAAGAGACAGGCUUCUGAGAUUGACGACGCUGUUCCAGCGGGCCGACCCUCUCCACGCCCUUCCAACUCUCAACCCGAGUCCGACGAGGCCUAUGCCGACCGAGUCCUGUCCCAGAUCUUUCGCAUCACUGUGGACCCGCACAACAUGUCCAGUCACGGACACAGGCUGGUGUUCCUCCCAAACCUGAACCAGGAGCUCAACGACUCUGGAGAGCCCUUGAAGCUUUCAGCCGCUUCUUUGGAUCAAGCGCUCAUGGAGGCGGCUGGAGCAUGGCCUCAGGAUAAGCCCCUCAUGAACUACUUCUUGCCUUGCUGGAAGCGGGCUGUGAAAGCAGCUACUCAAUUCAAGGCCACAGAGGGACCCCGGUUCGAGGUGCAUAGCGAAGCAAAACGGCUGUGCAUGAGCAACUGCCUGUUCGCUUUGACUAUGCCGGAUCUAUACGGACGUGACCCAGACCCAAGGCAUGACACACUUGUGCCGUACCUUCUGAAGGGUGUUCUGGACGACAAUGGCCUAUGCUUUAACUUCAUCCAGGAAGCUAUUAAGCGGUUUGACGACGAUGACGCCAUCCCCGCCCUGUUCAACGAUGCCAUGGUUCAGAUCUCAAGUAAACUGGGAGCCUUGUCCAUGAAUAGCGAUUACAAGCCAUACGUCCAGGCGAUGCUUACAUAUGCGCGAUUCCCACGUCUCAUCGUUAACUUGGCCAAACACCCUUGCUUUAACAUGGCACAGAGCGCCCCUGGUAUCGAGAAGCACACUCUUCUCGGCCCCUUUUUCCGCCUCUCACCUCUCCAGGGCGAGGCUGUGAAGAGCUACUUCCCUGAUCCCCGGGCCAUUGAGAAGAACAAGAUCAGUCUCGCACAAGAUGCCCUCCGCAUGGUGUUGCGAGCACACCAGGAUGAUCUCUUUGUGAUUACAAACGCCUUCAUCCGAGCGGGCGCUGAUACUCGAUCUCGGACAUUGGACUGGUUUGCUUACAUCAUGAAUACAAACCACAAGAGGAGGGGCAUGCGGGUUGAUCCUAGGGAGGUUGCCUCAGAUGGAUUCAUGAUCAACGUGACAACGAUUCUGGACCGAUUCUGCGAACCUUUCAUGGAUAACGACUUCAGCAAGGUGGACAAGAUUGACGACGACUACUUCAGAAAACAGCCGCGAGUGGACAUCAAGGAUGAGACAAAGAUCAAUGCCGACCAAGCCCACUCGGACAACUUCUACGCUAACAAGGUGCCUGGCGAGGCCAACUUUAUCUCGGAGGCCUUCUUUCUCACUCUUGCGGCACAUCACUAUGGAAGCGAAGCCUGCAACUCACAGCUCAAGGGCCUAGAUCGGGACCUCCGGUAUUUUGAGGGUCGCAUCGAAGCGAUGGAGGCGGAGCGUCCCAGGAUGGCCAACGUUCCUGAUCAGGCGCAGCGGCUAGAGGCAGCCAUUGCAGCCCACGUAAGGACGCUGGAGAAUGCUAUCAGCAAGAAAUAUGCUAUCGAGGGUGUGCUGCUUGACGAGCGGAUGCAGAGUACGUCUUUGCGUUUCAUGCGAUAUGUGGCCGUCUGGUUGCUGCGUCUGGUGACUCGAUCCAAGUACAAGCCUGGUUUGGAAUCGUCAGAGAUUAAGCUUCCUCUUCCUGCUGAGCAAUCAGAUGUGUUUUCAUGCUUGCCGGAAUACACUCUCCAGAACAUCGUGGACAAUUUCACUUUCCUCUUCAAAUGGAUUCCCAAGAUUCUUCCUAGCGCGAUUGGAGAUGAGAUGAUUGCGCUCUGCGUGACAUUCCUUCGUUCAACUGAGUACAUCAAGAACCCCUACUUGAAGUCGUCAUUGGUUUCUUUGCUCUUCUCAUCCACCUGGCCCCUGAUGCACCUGAAGCGUGGUGUGCUCGGUGACCAGCUUGUUGGCAGCAAGUUCGCCAAUGAGCACCUUUUGCGAGGAUUGAUGAGGUUCUAUAUCGAGUGCGAGUCAACAGGCGCCGACUCUGCCUUUUACGACAAGUUCAACAUCCGAUAUGAGAUCUUCCAGGUGAUCAAGUGUGUUUGGGUGAAUGACCACUACAAGCGCCAGUUGGCACAGGAGAGCAAGGUCAACAAGCAGUUCUUUGUUCAGUUCGUUCACAUGUUGUUGAAUGAUGCCAUUUACGUCCUGGAUGAAGCUCUCACAAAGCUCACUAAAAUCAGGAGCCUCGAGAGGGAACUUGAGGACCGGUUCCUUCCCCCAGAGGAUCGCCAGAAGAAGGACGAGGAGCUCCAGCAACUUGCUAACACGGCCAAGUCGUUUAUGCAACUGUCCAACGAGACGCUCGAGAUGAUGAAGCUCUUCACCGAGGCUAUGGGUGAAGCCUUUACCAUGCCUGAGAUCGUGUCCCGUUUGGCAGGCAUGCUCAACUACAACCUCGAAACGCUUGCUGGUAAGAAGGCGGCUGCCGAGCUCAGCGUCUCCAACAAGGAGAAGUACCACUUCCGUCCUGUCCAGAUCAUCUCGGACAUUGUUGAUAUCUACCUCAACUUGGAAGAUUCGAGCGUCUUCAUCGACGCUGUUGCUGCCGACGGACGCUCCUACAACCCUGAGGUGCUCAACCGCGUCAGCCAGAUCCUGACAUCCAAGCACCAGAAGGAUCGGGCCGAGAUUGCCCGCUGGGACAAGCUCAAGCUCAAGUUUAUCGACGCCAAGCUCCAGCUCGACCAGGCCGAUCUGGACCUAGGAGAGAUCCCGGCCGAUUUCGAGGACCCCAUCAUGGGCGACCUCAUGACGGACCCUGUGCUGCUGCCCAGCAGGCACAUCGUGGACCGUUCCACCAUUGUGCAGCACCUGCUGAGUGAUCGCAAGGACCCCUUCACUAGGCAGCCCAUGACCAUUGAGGAUGCCAUCCCGCAGCCAGAGCUGAAGGAAAAGAUUUUGCAGUGGCGCGAUGAGAAGAUAAAGGCGGCUAGGGAGAAGAUGAAGAGCGAGGCUAUGGACACUACUGAGGGUUAG
Molecule: messenger RNA, 4857 nt
Organism: Fusarium vanettenii 77-13-4
Lineage: Eukaryota; Fungi; Ascomycota; Sordariomycetes; Hypocreales; Nectriaceae
Exons: 8
Coding region: 1-4857 (1618 amino acids)
Biological process (GO): protein polyubiquitination
Cellular component (GO): ubiquitin ligase complex; nucleus; cytoplasm
Molecular function (GO): zinc ion binding; ubiquitin-ubiquitin ligase activity
Source: RefSeq, a predicted model, not a curated record